GCGGACGUGACGCCGCGGGCGGAAGUGACGUUUUCCCGCGGUUGGCCCGGGCGGCUCGGUUGCCGGGCGCGUCCGGUUUUCCUCAGGGGGACGUUCCCAUUAUUUUGGUAACGGGAGUCGGCUGAGGACGGGGCGUGCCCGGCGUGCGCGCGCGCCCGCCUCCCCGCGCGCCUCGCUCGCUCCCUCGUUCGCCUGGCUCGUUCACUCGCGGCGACCCCGCGCAGCGCGUCAUGCCGCCCAAAGCCCCGCGCAGAGCCGCGGCGGCCGAACCCCCGCCGCCGCCGCCGCCGCCGCGGGAGGACGACCCCGAGCAGGACAGCGGCCCCGAAGAGCUGCCCCUGGCCAGGCUUGAGUUUGAAGAAAUUGAAGAACCCGAAUUUACUGCAUUAUGUCAGAAGUUAAAGAUACCUGAUAAUGUCAGAGAAAGAGCUUGGUUAACUUGGGAGAAAGUUUCAUCUGUGGAUGGAAUUCUGGAAGGAUAUAUUCAAAAGAAGAAGGAACUCUGGGGCAUCUGCAUCUUUGUUGCAGCAGUUGACCUAGAUGAGAUGCCAUUCACUUUUACUGAGCUACAGAGAACCAUAGAAACCAGUGUCUAUAAAUUCUUUGACUUACUAAAAGAAAUUGAUACCAGUACCAAAGUUGAUAAUGCUGUGUCAAGACUAUUGAAGAAGUACAAUGUGUUAUGUGCACUCUACAGCAAAUUAGAACGGACGUGUGAGCUUAUAUAUCUGACACAGCCCAGCAGUGUGAUAUCUACUGAAAUAAAUUCUAUGUUGGUGCUAAAAAUUUCUUGGAUCACUUUUUUGCUAGCUAAAGGAGAAGUAUUACAAAUGGAAGAUGAUCUGGUAAUCUCGUUUCAGUUAAUGUUGUGUGUAGUUGACUAUUUUAUUAAGUUCUCACCUCCUGCACUACUCAGAGAACCAUACACCCUGGAAGACAGAAGUAGGCCAAUCUCUGUGAAAAAUGUUUAUUUCAAAAAUUUUAUCCCUUUUAUGAAUUCACUUGGAAUUGUAUCAUCUAAUGGACUUCCAGAGGUUGAAAGUCUCUCUAAGCGCUACGAAGAGCUUUAUCUUAAAAACAAAGAUUUAGAUGCAAGACUAUUUUUGGAUCAUGAUAAAACACUUCAGACUGAUCCUAUAGACAGUUUUGAAACAGAGAGGACGCCACGAAAAAACAACCCUGAUGAAGAGGCCAACAUGGCUACGCCACACACUCCAGUUAGGACUGUUAUGAAUACUAUCCAACAAUUAAUGGUGAUUUUAAAUUCUGCAAGUGAUCAGCCAUCAGAAAAUCUGAUUUCCUAUUUCAAUAAUUGCACAGUCAAUCCAAAGGAAAAUAUCCUGAAAAGAGUAAAGGAUGUUGGACACAUAUUUAAAGAGAAGUUUGCUAACGCCGUGGGGCAGGGGUGUGCGGACAUUGGAGUACAGCGAUAUAAACUUGGGGUCCGAUUGUAUUACCGUGUGAUGGAAUCCAUGCUUAAAUCAGAAGAAAAACGUUUAUCCAUUCAGAAUUUUAGCAAACUCCUAAAUGACAACAUUUUUCAUACGUCUUUAUUGGCCUGUGCUCUUGAAGUUGUAAUGGCUACAUAUAGCAGAAGUACAUCACCGAGUCUUGAUUCUGGAACCGACUUGUCCUUCCCAUGGAUUCUGAAUGUACUUAAUUUAAAAGCCUUUGAUUUUUACAAAGUGAUUGAAAGUUUUAUCAAAGUGGAAACCAACCUGACAAGAGAAAUGAUAAAACAUUUAGAAAGAUGUGAGCAUCGAAUCAUGGAAUCCCUUGCGUGGCUUUCAGACUCACCGUUAUUUGAUCUCAUUAAGCAAUCCAAGGACGGAGAAGGACCUGAGCAGCUUGAGUCUGCCUGUCCUCUCAGCCUGCCUCUCCAGAGCAACCACACGGCAGCAGACAUGUAUCUUUCUCCUCUAAGAUCUCCAAAGAAAAGAAGCUCAACUGCACGUGUCAAUUCUGCUGCAAAUACAGAGACACAAGCAGCCUCAACCUUCCAUACUCAGAAGCCAUUGAAAUCUACCUCCCUUUCCCUGUUUUACAAAAAAGUAUACCGUCUAGCAUAUCUCCGACUAAAUACACUAUGUGCACGCCUUCUGUCUGAUCAUCCAGACCUAGAGCAUAUUAUCUGGACUCUGUUUCAGCAUACACUGCAAAAUGAGUAUGAGCUCAUGAAAGACCGGCAUUUGGACCAGAUUAUGAUGUGCUCUAUGUAUGGCAUCUGCAAAGUGAAGAACAUAGAUCUCAAAUUCAAAAUCAUCGUAACUGCAUACAAGGAUCUUCCUCAUGCUGCCCAGGAGACCUUUAAGCGUGUUUUGAUCAGAGAAGAGGAGUUUGAUUCCAUUAUAGUAUUCUAUAACUCGGUUUUCAUGCAGAGACUUAAAACAAAUAUUUUACAGUAUGCCUCCACCAGGCCUCCUACCUUGUCACCAAUACCUCACAUUCCUCGAAGCCCUUACAAGUUUUCUAAUUCACCCUUACGGAUUCCUGGAGGUAACAUCUAUAUAUCACCCCUAAAGAGUCCUUAUAAAAUUUCAGAAGGUCUGCCAACACCCACAAAAAUGACUCCAAGAUCAAGAAUCUUGGUCUCAAUUGGUGAAUCAUUUGGGACAUCUGAGAAGUUCCAGAAAAUAAACCAGAUGGUGUGUAAUAGUGACCGAGUGCUCAAAAGAAGUGCUGAAGGUGGUAACCCUCCCAAGCCACUGAAAAAGCUGCGCUUUGACAUCGAGGGAGCCGAUGAAGCAGAUGGGAGUAAACAUCUCCCAGCAGACUCCAAAUUCCAGCAGAAACUGGCAGAAAUGACUUCUACUCGAACACGAAUGCAAAAGCAGAAAAUGAAUGAGAUCAUGGAUAUCUCAAACAAGGAGGAAAAGUGAGGAUCUCAGGACCGUGGACACUGUGGACCCUGGGGACACUUGACUUGUCAUUCAUGGAUGUGACUGUAGUUCCCAGGUUCUACGAAUGGCCGUGUUUACUCAUGUUUUAGAUAUAAAAUGUGCAGGUACAAGAUGAAUAUUGUGUGGAUGAUUCCUAAGCCACUUCAAUGUUGUAAUCAAUGGUAUAGAAUUGACAGUACACGGGAUUGAGAAUCCUGUGCAGAUCAUGCCAUUUAAAACAUGAAAGCAGAUUGUCUGCAUCUCCAGUGGGAGCCUGCUGUCCUCAGAAGUGAGGCUGCCUCUGGAGAGGGGUCCUGCAGCCCCUUACGCCUGGCUGACUACUUUGCCUUUCCUCGUGGCACAUGUGUGAUGUUUGCUCUUGGUUUUAUUAAUUUAUAUGUAUUUUUUUAAUUUAACGUGAAUACCCUUAAAAAAUGUGUCCUGUCUUCCAGAUGCAAGUUGAUUGACUGUCCACAUUCAACCAAAUUAUCUUGACUAUCCUACUGACACAGAUUGUUAAACACCACGGAAAAGUAAUUUCUACACAUUGGGCUUAUUGUAAUAUUAGAAUCUAAUGUACUGUGUGUUUGUUUUACAUAUUUUACUUUUGAAAUACAAGCAAAAAAAACAAAGUAUAAACAUAUGAUACUGUCUUACUACUGACACAGAUUCAUACCUCAGAACCUGUAAGAAUUGAUUCUUUUAUUCAUCCAACUCUUGCUUUAACUGAAGGUUAUUGAUAGUACUCCAGGUUUUUUUUUCCUUUUAAUCAUUAAGAUUACUACAUCUGUAAGUACCCAUGUAGGACUUGAAAGUCAAGUCUGGCCACAACUGUGCUGCAGAGGACCCUAGUACAGUACAACCCAAGUGCACUUUCUAAUGUUUCUGGGUCCUGAAGAAUCAAGACAGAAAUCAAUUUUGUUCCACAGACAGACUGUUAUGUGUAGCUCUAGGAGCCUUCAUUUCUCCCUCAUAGAGCUGAGUAUCUAUUUGCACCUCAGCAAUUCUGCUCUUCUAAACUUGGGGAAGUUUUGUUUUUCUGGAAUGGUACGUCUUCCAGGUAUCUUUUGAACUGGCAAUUAUCUAUUUUUUUAAGUCAAUCUGGUAUAAUAACACUGGCUCAUUCAAAGCCACACUCUUUCUAGUCCAACAUUACCGCAAGUAAUCAAAGGUGUUUAUAAAUAAGUUAGGCAUUAAUGCUCCGAUUCCAUGCAAAUGCUUCAGAUUAAAACAGCUGCAUUGAAAACAGAGGCACUCCCUUCACCCCUCCACCUAAAGGUGUAUUUAAAUUGUCUUGUGGGAUUAACUUAUUUAGAGAUGGUAUAAUUUAAAAUAGGUGAUAUUUAAGGUAGCGUCAGCUAGCAUUUAAGAAAAUCACUUUUUCUAAACGCCAUACUUUUUUUAAAAAGAAAUCUGAUCUUGUUAGAAAACGAACUUUAUUUUUUCCUCAUUUUAGUUUCAGUCUUACUAGUUUGAUAGUUAUCUCGAUAACAAAAGCAGUAGACAGCUUCCCUCAUUUCUUCAUUAAGUUUUGCAUGAACAUCAUACAGUUAGGUUUUAGGUCAAGGGCUUACCAUACUUCUAGGUCUUUUGCUAGUAAGUUUAAGUUAGAAUUAGUGACAGAAUUAUAGGAAUUUUCAAAGAUCCUGUAUUGAGAUUUCUUAAGGGUGCAGAUGCUGCACUAAUGGUUUUGUUUUUGUACUGGUUAAAACUAUACAUUCAAAUUGCUAUGUCCCUAUUUUCUAUAAUAGUUUGUCUAUUUUAAAAUAAACUAGUUGU
Messenger RNA from Microtus ochrogaster (prairie vole), 4658 nucleotides. RefSeq names its product RB transcriptional corepressor 1 (gene Rb1). Gene Ontology annotation, biological process: regulation of transcription by RNA polymerase II; neuron projection development; cell differentiation. NCBI's taxonomy places the organism in Eukaryota, Metazoa, Chordata, Mammalia, Rodentia, Cricetidae. The record is from RefSeq and is a predicted model, not a curated record. The transcript has 27 exons. The coding region runs from base 231 to 2879 and encodes 882 amino acids. Gene Ontology annotation, cellular component: nucleus; Rb-E2F complex; chromatin. Gene Ontology annotation, molecular function: RNA polymerase II transcription regulatory region sequence-specific DNA binding.